AUGAAUGUGCUUUCGUAUAUGUUGGAUGUUGCUGCUAGUCAUAGGCUGUUUCAAUUUCAUCAGAAGUGUCAUCGUGUCAAGUUUACACACUUGUGUUUUGUUGAUGAUAUUCUAAUCUUAUCCAAAGGUAACUAUGAUUCUAUUAUGGACAUUUGGACUGUGUUGCAUGAAUUUUAUGUUUAUUCAGGGCUUGUUUUUAAUGCAUCUAAGUUUGAAGUUUUUUCUACUGGAAUUGCUAGGGAGGAAUUGCAGCUUAUCGUGGAAGAGACAGACAUAAAGGUGGGUCAUCUCCCUGUAAGGUAUUUAGGCAUUCCUCUUAUCACUAGGAAGCUUUCGAUUGCUGAUUGCAAGCCGUUGAUGGACAAGAUUAAGGAUAGGUUUCAGACUUGGGUUGCUCGGAAUUUGUCUUAUGCAGGCAGAAUGCAGCUUAUUCAAGCUAUUAUUUUCAACAUUCAAAAUUAUUGGAGCAGGCAAUUGGUGCUGCCGAAGAAGGUGGUGCAACAAAUUAGUCAGCUCUGUACUCGGUUCUUUUGGAAGAAUUGCAAUUCUUCUGCCAAGGGGGCUCGGGGGGAGAAGAUUCCUUGGCAUAAGGUGGUGUGGUUUGGUCUUCAUAUCCCUCGGCAUUCAGUGAUAUCUUGGAUGGCCAUUUUGAAUAGACUGUCUACUAGAGAUAGACUUGUUUCUUUUGGUAUUCGGGUUGAGGAAGUGUGUGUCAUGUGUGGAGCUGAUCAGGAGACUAGGAAUCAUGUGUUCCUUGAUUGCCCUUCCUCAAGGGAGGUUUGGACUUUGAUCUUGAGAGCUUGUGGCCUUGAAAGGCAGGUGGUGGACUGGGAGUUUGAACUGAGUUGGGUGAUUCAUCGAUUUAAAGUUAAAUCUCUUCUUUCUGUGUUGUUGAAAUUGGCUUGGAAUACAAUGAAUUAUUUUAUCUGGAGAGAAAAGAACCGUAGAAUAUUCCAGGGGAAACAAGGUUCUAUGCUGGGGGCUGUUGCCCAAGUGCGGGAUGUUCGUUGGAGGCUGUUUGGCAAAAACAUUAAGGUGGUGUUUGGUUUAUUAGAAUAUUUACGAGGAAAUUAA
Hibiscus syriacus is the source of this 1074-nucleotide messenger RNA. RefSeq lists its product as uncharacterized. Lineage: Eukaryota; Viridiplantae; Streptophyta; Magnoliopsida; Malvales; Malvaceae. The record is from RefSeq and is a predicted model, not a curated record. The transcript is spliced from 2 exons. Bases 1 to 1074 code for a protein of 357 amino acids.